Dreissena polymorpha is the source of this 1441-nucleotide messenger RNA. RefSeq lists its product as uncharacterized. The record is from RefSeq and is a predicted model, not a curated record. Lineage: Eukaryota; Metazoa; Mollusca; Bivalvia; Myida; Dreissenidae. The transcript is spliced from 4 exons. Bases 65 to 1441 code for a protein of 458 amino acids.
CUGGUAUAAUUGUCGCAUAAAUAUAUUUACGAGUGUAUGCUAAGGACCUAUUGGAAACAACGAGAUGGAACAAACCACACCCGAAUGCGAAAUUCUUGAUUUGGCAGAACAGCUGCGUACGGGCCUUGAAGAUGACACUAAGGAUUAUCUCGAUGUGUUUGCUAAAUGCAACGAAGUAUUAAAGAGAUUUGGCAAGGAAGAAAUUGUUCCCGUAGGAAGUUCUGUCGACGAUUCAAAGAUCAGUACUAAUGAAGACUUUGGCGAUGUCGAUGUAUUAGUUAUUGCUAAAACAAUCAAUUUAGAUGAAUCGCUAUUUGAAUAUGAAAGAGAUUACCCUUCGUUUUUACGGUUACGCGGAAACGGCGUCCAUGCUUAUUAUUUUGAUGAAAACGAUCUUGUAGACAAACAAUGGGUGAAAGCAAACGUUCUAAAAGACCUGCAAAACAGUAAAUUUUUCGUUUUAACUAAACUGUUUUGGAUUUUGCAAACAUUACCACUCUCGAUUAUAAAAGCAACAGGUGUUGGAUUUGAAUUUUCGUCCUUUGACAUAAACCCUAAAACCAUAACCCUAAGAAAUAUUUCUAUCGAUUGUGUACCUGCAUUUUCAUUUUCCGGAUGGCCUCGGCCUGCUAGCGAAUGGUUGCACAGAACUAGAUAUUGGCCAAUCAAAGAGGUUAUUGAAGAAAUAGUAAACACGGGUUGUCAAAUUGUUGCUAAGAGACCGUUGUACAUUCAUGACCCUGGUGACGAAAAUCGUUCUCCUGAAGAAAUCGAGACAGAUGUGAUUUUCCGGCUUUCGUUUUCUAAAUGUGAACUGGUGCUUUCAAAAACAAUGUCAAAAUCCCAACUUAUGCUAUGGAGAAUUCUAAAAGCUUAUCAAAAAGGAUUUUUACAGGUCAAGCCAAAGGUGCUGGCUUCAUAUCAUUGGAAGAAUGUUGUAUUUUGGAUCAGCGAAGAAGAAAACCACGAAUUUUGGAAUCCUAAAAAUCUACUAAAAGCAAUAGUAAAAGCACUUGAUUUUAUGAUUGAUUGCUUAACAAAAGAGUUUAUACCAUUUUAUUUUGUUCGGAUUGAAAAUCUUAUUGCUGGGUGCCGGCGGGAUAUGAUUCUUGAAACAUUGCAAAUGGUAAAAGAGAUUCGCAGUCAACCGCUAGAUGCAUUAAGGCAAUUCAUCCAGAACCCGCCCAAACGAGAAAAACCAGGAAAUCUCCCAAUAGCAAUUACGUAUUUUAACGAAUGUUUGGAAAAUAUGAAAAAAGUAAACCCAUUUGAAGAAAAUGCAACAAGUGAAGUAAAUAUAGGCGACGUGUUUGCUCUUCUUGAUUCUUGUUCAGACCCAAAGUACCACUCAUUACAAGAAACUCAGCGACAGGCCAAGGUAGGAUCGGGGGCUAGAGCAGGUAGAGGUAUGGUGUGGGCUCUUGGACACUCUCCGCCUUAA